Messenger RNA from Astrephomene gubernaculifera, 2882 nucleotides. NCBI's taxonomy places the organism in Eukaryota, Viridiplantae, Chlorophyta, Chlorophyceae, Chlamydomonadales, Astrephomenaceae. The record is from the annotation of a GenBank genome assembly.
AUCUACUUGCAGUGUGUCCUUGUCAAACGCCUUAAACUGACUGUUGCUUAUACUCUCGCCCUACUUCCAUUCUAGUUUCACACGCUACUGCCGCUCAGACUCCAUGCGCAUAGGCUACAAACUACUUCAAUGCCGGGGACGGCUGCUUGUGCCUGGGUCCGUGGCGCGGGCGAGAGGACAUCGACGUAGGGCGUUGCGACCAGCAUGCGUGUUGUCCGGACAGGCGCCAGCCCCUAGGCCUGGCUCAGACAAGCAGCCAAUGUCGGCAUGGCCGAACAUCACGCCGGUCGUGAAGGAGAAGAUCUCCAUGUUUGAGGGCCUGAAGGGGGACGACUUCCGCCACCCUCUCGACCAGCAGAACACCAGCCUGCUUCGCUCGGUGCCGGGGCUGGAGAUGGUGGCCAAGAACUUCAUGGGCCCGGUUGCCGAGCAGGUGUUGCUGCUUGAGAACAUCAGCAGCUCCAUCAAGAUUGGGCCGGAGCAGCUGCCCUCCGUGCACAAACUCAUGGCGGAGGCGGCUCGCAUCCUGCAGAUGGAGGCUCCGGAGCUGUAUGUACGGCAGCACCCCGUUCCCAACGCCUACACGCUGGCCAUCGCGGGCCACAAGCCCUUCAUCGUCAUUCACACGGCGCUGUUGGAGCUGCUCACGCCGUACGAACUGCAGGCCGUGCUAGCGCACGAGCUGGGCCACCUCAAGUGCGAUCACGGGCUGUGGCUGACCAUCGCCAACGUGCUGGCGGGCGGCACCGUGAGCGUGCUGCCCGUGGUGAGCGGCAUGGUCACGGAGGCGCUCAUGCGCUGGCUGCGGGCGGCGGAGCUGACGUGCGACCGGGCGGCGCUGCUGGUGGCACAGGACCCCAAGGUGGUCAUCUCCGCGCUCAUGAAGCUGGCGGGAGGCUCGCCCUCAUUCGCUGCGGAACUGAAUGUGGACGCCUUCCUGCAGCAGGCGCGCUCCUACGAGGAGGCCACCAGCAGCCUGCUGGGCUGGUACCUGCGGAACGCGCAGACGGCGGCGCUGUCUCACCCGCUGCCCGUCAUGCGGGCCAGGGAGAUUGACAGGUGGAGCCAGAGCUCGCAGUACCAGAGCCUCAUUGCCAAGAACCGCGCACAUCGGGUACAAGUCCUCACGGCCCCGACCAGCUCCCAAGGCAGCAGCGGAGCAGGCACAGGAGCAGCAGCAGGAGGGGGAGGAGGCGGAGGAGCAGGAGGAGGCAGCGGUGGUGCAACUGGGCAGGCGGGCAUGGCAGUAGCGAGCGUGGGCGGACAGGUGUACGGUAUGGUACGGACGCCUCUGCAUGCAGCUCGACCGGCACCUGCACCUGCACCUGCUGCCGGUGGUGGUGGUGCCGGUGUCAAGGGGGAUCUGAGCCGCCGUGGCGGGGGCGUCGGCAGCGGCGCCAGCACUAGCAGCAGCAACAGCAGUAGCAACAGCGGUGGUGGUGGUGGUGGUGGUGGCGGGAAUGGAAUGCCGCUUUGGGGCGGGUGGGGCGGCAGCAAAACACGGCCGUAGUGGUGAUGUCAUGCGGUAUCUGCGAUAUAUGCGGCGCUUUCUGGCCGGCUCGUAUGCAUUCUGAACAGGCAGCGAAACGGACGAGGCUGAGCCUUGGCGAUUUGUUUGUUGGUUAACUCAACAAACGCUGUUAUUUCAACAAACGCCGGUAGAACACCAGGAUCCUGUUUAGGGCAAUGGCAAUGAGAGUGGGUGGCUUUUUGGCUUGUGUGGGGGGAUUAGAUAAACUGAGCCGCGGAAACACCGCGGGGGGAAUUAUGCUGGAAGUUACUGCUGCUGCUGCUGUAUGGGAUGCAGAGAGGGAAAUUGAGUGAACCAAGAGCGGAGGGAACAAAGAGACGCUCUUUAUCCAUGUAUGUAUUUAUAGGCAUGAAGGAAGUGGGCCCAACCGAUUGUGUGCGCAUGUUAUGUCUUCUGCGCCUCAUGCGUGUUGCUUCCCAGCUUGCUGCUAGCCCAGUGGUGCUUGCAGACCAGCACAAAGCAGUGCUGCGCUCUAGACAAGAGGCAAACAAGCGCAAGCUGCUUUGCCGUACUCGUAAUGAGUAUUUGCGCUUCCCUGAGUUUCGUUUGUGGUUUUGUUGUUUGUUGGAUGAACAGGGUUGUUCUCUUGUGACUUGGUUGAGAGAUCCAUUAAGGUGUCUUUUGGGCCCUGCAUGCCUUCCAAGGUAUGCGUGCCGCUUGUUAUGCGAUAACGGUCGCUUGGUUGUUUUUUUUGUUGUGGGAGCGAGUGACAAUAAGGUGAGGUGAUUGGGGUAAGGUGAGGUGAUUGGGGUAAGGUGAGGAGAGGUGAGGUUCAGUUCAAAGCUGUGAGCAGUGAGAGACAGAGACAUACGUGCACCGGAUGCGGUCACACACAGAGGGAGAAUGCCCUGGCUGCUGGUUUCUGUGCCCUGGCUGGUCUCCCAGGCAGCAGCAGUCAUGUGCUGCAGUCAGGGCUUUGAGGGCUCUCAAGGGGAGCUGCAUGCGGCCGCAUCCGCUGCAUGUGCGCCUGGUACUAUAGCAUGUCAUGGGGGCGGUUGCGGGUGCUAUGCUAGCUGUCAUGACUCAUGGGAGAGGGUGUGUGGAGUCAGGGAGGUGGGGGUAUUGGAUUGCGACGGGUGGCAUGCGUGUGUGGGUGUGCACGGUAUGGUGGCAUGGCAGCAACUCGUGUUGCCGCAGCGCUGUCCUGUAGCGGCGCUUUGGAGGAGGUGCGUGCUGUGCUUGGUGGUCACCCCGCAAGUGUGCCGUCCAGAUGGGGGUGCGAUUUUGUGUUCGUGGUUUGUUGUUUUUUGCGAGAGUAUUUAAGACGUGAGGGGUCGGAUCGUAUCAUCCGUCAUCCAUGCAUGCGCCUAGUUAUGCAGCGUAGGAGAGCGCCAUGGUUCGUUGGGGUAUA